This is a messenger RNA of Capsaspora owczarzaki ATCC 30864, 1972 nucleotides long. Its product is annotated as oxidoreductase. The transcript has 4 exons. The record is from RefSeq and is a predicted model, not a curated record. Gene Ontology annotation, molecular function: pyridoxal phosphate binding; catalytic activity; molybdenum ion binding. Bases 700 to 1845 code for a protein of 381 amino acids. Lineage: Eukaryota; Filasterea; Ministeriida; Capsasporidae.
ACUGCAUUGCCCUUCUUGGCGGCCGUAGCAGCUGCGGCGACGGGCGUGGUCUUGGCAGAUGCCACCUUGGAGGUCUUUGCGGCAGCGGGUGCGAUGGCGGGUGCAGCGCGACCCUUGGCCUGGACUGCGGCGUGUUUGCCAUGUGUAGCAUUGACCUUGUCCUGGUCGUCCUCGUCCUCGUCGUCGUCGUCCAUCCUGUCAUCUUCUUGAUCAUCAUCUUGAUCAUCCUCAUCAUCAUCAUCUUGAUCCUCGUCGUCGUCCAUGUCAUCAUCAUGAUCAUCAUCGUCCCACAUGGCUUGCUCGCCGUCCUCGUCCUCGUCCUCUUCGUCUUCGAGGUCCUCUUCAUCAUCGUCGGACGCUUGCUCCUGUCGCUUGGAUCCAUGCUUGCCAUUCAUCACCUGCUUCUGUUGCUGUUGCUGCUGCUGCUGCUGCUUCUGCUGCUUGGUGGCGGUUGCGACGGCUGGCUUGGUUUGCUUUGCAUUGAGCUGCUGCUGCUUUCCAUUGCUCUGCUUGCCAUGCUGCUGCGACUGCGCCUUUUUGCCACUGCCACCACUGCUAGUGCUAGUGCUACCACUGAACAGCGGAGUGGGAUCGGCUUGCUUCUUGCUCGCGCGACCCGGUCCGCGGCGGCUGUCCGACAGCUCACGGCGUGCGACUUUGCCCAUCUCUGCUUGUCUCAGAUCACCAACUCAAAAAUGAAUGAAGCCGACCUAUUUAUCUUGCUGCAAUUGGAUCUUCAGUCAACCUUUUUAUUUUUUUUAUUUUUGUUGUUGUAUUGAUUCGUGCAACAUGAGCCGAACAGUGUUGGACGUGGCAGUGCGCGCGGCUGGCUGGGCGGCGUUUGGCUACUUGGUCUACGUCGGAGCCCGCGAGUUCCAAUCUCGCCGCCGUGCGUCCAGCAGUCACCCCGGCUCAUCGACUACGUCUUUGGCAUCAUCAACAUCAUCAUCAUCAUCAGCAGCGACUGGUCCGAAGGUCGUUCGAGUGACGCAGCUGUGGUGCUUCCCGAUCAAGGCGUGCGCAGGCACCAGCAUGGAGGAAGUCGAGGUGGACCGCCUGGGCGUCGUGGACGACCGCCGCAGAGUCAUUGUCGACCCGCAGACACACAAGUUCAUCACCCAGCGACAGUUCCCGCGCAUGGCGCUCAUCCGCCCGUCGUUCGACAAGGCAGACGGACAUCUCGUCAUCGACGCGCCAGGCAUGCCCACCCUGCACGUCGUCGAGCCCAACGACGCCAGCACCCCGCGCGUCACCGUCACGAUCUGGGGCGACUCGAUUGUGGCUCUGCCGUACAAUGACAGCGCCGUGACUGCUUGGCUGACUGAGUUUAUUGGUGCACCAGCGAUGCUGGUCAAGACGCUGCCCCCACAAGUUCACAGCCGCCCCGUGGAGACCGAAUACGAUUUGAUGAUUGACGGCCAGCCUGCCCACGCUGCGUUUUCCGAUGGCUACCCGUUCCUGCUCGCAUCGGAGGAAUCGCUCGUCGAUCUGAACAACCGAUUGGCCAAUCCCGUCCCAAUCCUCAACUUCCGCCCAAACAUUGUUGUCGCUGGCGCCGGCAACCCGUGGGCGGAAGACACCUGGCAGACGGUGCGCAUCGGCACCACCAAGUUUGGCGUGGUCAAAUCAUGCGCUCGCUGCUCGGUGCCGACAGUUGAUGUUCAAACGGGCAUUCGGGACAAAACGUCCGAGCCAACCAAGACCUUGCGCACAUUCCGCACGGUGGGCGACGGUGUCAUGUUCGGCCAAAACCUCAUUCACUACGAGAAGGCAGGCCGUCUUCGCGUUGGAGAUCUCGUCGAAGUGAUGGCGACCGACGACCACCAUCAGCAUAUUCAGAAAUGAGCGGAAUGAGCGUGAGCUGUUUUGUUUUGUUUGUUGCAUGCACCAAUCCUUCCAAUCCAUAUGCGCUGCAACUGUCAAUCGAUCCUACCGCCGCAGUGGUGCACAAAUAAACCAAUGCAAAGAACGA